This is a messenger RNA of Cyprinodon tularosa, 1138 nucleotides long. RefSeq names its product zinc finger protein 260-like. NCBI's taxonomy places the organism in Eukaryota, Metazoa, Chordata, Actinopteri, Cyprinodontiformes, Cyprinodontidae. The transcript has 2 exons. The record is from RefSeq and is a predicted model, not a curated record. Bases 105 to 1046 code for a protein of 313 amino acids.
GUUUCUUCCAGAGCGUCACGGCAGAUCCAAACAGAGCACUGACAGUAUCAGCUUUGCUCCUCGCUCUGGUUUCUAGGCAGAGUUUUUAAGUAUCGACAAUAAACAUGUCUUCGGUUCAGCAUAACAGAGCGCUUAUUAAUGAGCAGGAAACUGAUGCUGAGGAAGGAUUCCCUGAGUUUAAAGAAAUCAUCGUCAAGUCUGAAGAAGAGGUCGACGAUAUGCCACAAUAUUAUUCGUGCAAAGAUGAAGAGCAGAUCUCUAACCAGGAGAAGGAAACCAGUUUGAACCAAAAGGACACAGAACUUCAGCAGAUGAAACGGGGCCAAGAGGAACAAGAGCACCUACUGACACAAGAGGAGCAGGGAGAACUGGUGCAUCUGGAGAUAAAGGAGGAAGAAGAGGAACUCUGCAUCAGUGAGGAUCAGGAGGGUCUUGUGUUGAAGCAGGAGACAGAUAACUUAACAACUGUUGGUAAUAUGGAAAAAUCCCCCUUUAAACAUAACCGAACCAAGCUUGACCAAGCCAAUCAGGAAGGAAACAAUCCAGAAGACUCCGGAUCCAGAAGAGAUGAAGAGCCAAAACAAAAUAACAGCCUUUUGAAAACUCACACAUUCAAGAAUCUGUACUCCUGUCAAAUCUGUGGCAAGAUUUUUCCUCAAAAUAGUCACCUGACAAGACACAUGAGAAUUCACACAGGUGAGAAGCCUUUCACGUGCGUCACGUGUGGAAAAAGCUUCAGUCAAAAAGGUAAUUUAGCUUAUCACAUGAAAGGCCACACAGGGGAGAAGCCUUUCUCAUGCAUCACCUGUGGAAAAAGCUUCAGUUUCAAAAGCAUUUUACUCAUCCAUGCAAGAAUUCACACAGCUGAGAAGCCUUUCUCCUGCUUGACCUGCGGAAAAAGUUUCACCCAAAAAAGCAGUUUGACUUAUCAUAUGAGGGUUCACACAGGUGAGAAGCCAUUUUCCUGCAUGUUCUGUGGAAAAACCUUCAGGCAAAGAUCCAAGUUAACGCGUCACACUAGAAUUCACACAGGUGAGAAGGCGUAAAACUCAAAGCAUUAGGGUGCUUUGUAACUGAACAUUUAGAUGCUGCAAUGAUUAACUGAAAGAAUCACACUAAAAUACUAAUUACACUAGGG